GCGAGACUUCCGGUGAUCAGCCGGCAAGUUCGUUUUGGAAUACUACAAACAAAAACUGAACUGAAAUACAACGACAUUUUAAAAGUCCAGUCUCGGUGCAGAAAAUGAUGGCUGGAGAAACACCAAAUGAGUUUAAGCUGAACAAUCAGCCCACAGAUGGGAUUUCUGCUGUGAAGUUUGCUCCUAACAGUUCCCAGUUUCUCCUUGUGUCUUCCUGGGACUGUGGUGUGAGAUUAUAUGAUGUCAUUGCCAACAACUUAAGAAUGAAAUUCUUUCAUUCGUCACCAGUUUUGGACUGUUGUUUUCAGGAUGCAGUUCACUCUUAUAGUGGUGGAUUGGACAAUACACUGAAGAUGUUUGAUUUUAAUAUGGGAGCAGAAACCCAUGUUGGUACCCAUGAUGCUCCUAUCAGAAGUGUGGAGUUUUGUCCUGAGGUCAAUGUAGUCAUCACUGGAAGCUGGGACUCCACUGUCAAACUGUGGGACCCAAGAACUCCCUGCAGUGCUGGAUCAUUCUCCCAGCCAGAUAAAGUGUAUACAAUGAGUGUGUCUGGGGACAGACUGUUGGUGGGUACAGCAGGCAGAAGGGUGUUGGUAUGGGACCUGAGGAACAUGGGUUAUGUCCAGCAGAGGCGAGAGUCCAGUCUCAAAUAUCAAACCAGAUGCAUUAGAGCUUUCCCUAACAAACAGGGCUAUGUGCUGAGCUCUAUUGAAGGCAGAGUUGCUGUGGAAUACCUUGAUCCCAGCCCUGAAGUCCAGAAAAAGAAAUAUGCAUUUAAAUGUCAUCGUAUCAAGGAGGAUGGUAUUGAGAAGAUCUACCCUGUCAAUGCUGUAGCCUUUCACAAUGCUUACAAUACAUUUGCCACUGGUGGCUCUGAUGGCUUUGUCAACAUCUGGGAUGGGUUCAAUAAGAAGAGAUUAUGUCAGUUCCACAGGUACCCAAGCAGCAUAGCAUCCCUGGCAUUCAGUCACGAUGGCACAGUGUUAGCCAUAGCUUCUUCUUACAUGUAUGAGCAGGAUGAAAUUGAAAAUAUUCCAGAAGAUUCUGUAUUUAUACGGAAUGUAACUGAUCAAGAAACCAAGCCUAAAUAAACAGUGCAGCAUGUAACUGAUCAAAUUACCAGACUUAAGCAAAUAAUUAAGGAGAUACGUACUUGCAUGUUGACUGAAUAUGGUUGCAUAUGAUAUGCAUUGUGUGAUUGUGAAUGUAAGACUAAGAACAUGAAAAAUGAUCUGUUUUUUUAUUAAUUUUUUACUAAUAGGGCAUGACAUAUACCCAUUUUAAAACUAAAUGUUUAGCACUUAAAAUAUUGACAAAAAAUAUCAAUAAUGUAUAAUAAAAGUUUAUUUCAAAUUUUAUCAGAAAUUUGUAGUUACGACACAAGAUCAGAUAUAGGGAUAAGCAUUGCCCUGUACAACAUCUCAAUGAUUUGAAGACUUUACUUUGGUCUAACUUCAUCACCUUUCUCAGAAAGAAUGUUUUCCUAUUGUUCAGGAUGGUCCCAUCAAUUUUUUUUCUUUUUUGGGCCUUAUUUAGAUUAAUAUUUAACAUUUUAAAUUCUUAAUUAUUUAAUCACAACUUCAAAAAUUAAAAAAAAAACAUUGAACUUGGGCACCUUCUCUAUAAGCUUGUUGAUGGUUCACUAUUGACAAUGUAGAUUUUUAAAAGAUGUCAACUUUUGUUGUUAAAGGGAUAAUAACUCUUCAUUUUGGCCAAAAA
Lingula anatina is the source of this 1719-nucleotide messenger RNA. Its product is annotated as mitotic checkpoint protein BUB3. Gene Ontology annotation, molecular function: protein binding. The record is from RefSeq and is a predicted model, not a curated record. Lineage: Eukaryota; Metazoa; Brachiopoda; Lingulata; Lingulida; Lingulidae.